This is a messenger RNA of Petromyzon marinus (sea lamprey), 1472 nucleotides long. It is a transcript of the gene SLC10A2, whose product is annotated as solute carrier family 10 member 2. The record is from RefSeq and is a predicted model, not a curated record. Gene Ontology annotation, biological process: bile acid and bile salt transport. Lineage: Eukaryota; Metazoa; Chordata; Hyperoartia; Petromyzontiformes; Petromyzontidae. Gene Ontology annotation, cellular component: membrane. Gene Ontology annotation, molecular function: bile acid:sodium symporter activity.
CUGUACAAGAAGACGGGUAAACCGUCUGGGUUGACAACUACGUAAUUCACAUUGUCUUCGGUUUGCUGGAGUCGAAGAGCCUCAACGUCACCUCAUCAGUGGCGUUGCCUUCUCAAGAAUGUCGGCUCACGCCACCUGCCCUGCUCCCCGUAAAGUUCGCCAUUUAAUGUUCGCGUUAAACAUUUGCGCACGGGAGGGGGGUGGAGGAGGACGGGGGAUUUACAGCUCCGAGCCCCGACUAUAAGGGGCCACGGCUUCUUCGGCAGCGGUGAGUGCGGCCUCCCGUGAGCGGCGAGCAGCAACCAAGAUGCCGUACGAAGACUACGAGGCCGCGUCCUACUCCACCGUCAUGCUCCGCUACUCCGCGACGGGGAACGUGUGGGCGUGCGACUCCAACGCGACGCUGUGCGAGGGCACGUCGUGCCUGGAGCCCGUGGGAAGCCACAACCAAGUGCUCAACUUCACGCUGAGCAUCGUGCUCACGCUCAUGCUGGCGCUGGUGAUGUUCGCCAUGGGCUGCACGGUGCAGAUUCACAAGGUGAUUGCUCACCUUCGCAAUCCGUGGGGGAUCAUCAUCGGGUUCGUGUGCCAGUUCGGCUUCAUGCCCCUCACGGCCUUCGCGCUCGCCAUAGCCUUCAAGAUCGAGCCCAUUCAGGCCAUCGCCGUGCUCAUCAUGGGCUGCUGCCCCGGCGGAACGACCUCCAACAUCAUCACCUACUGGCUGGACGGGGACAUGGACCUCAGCAUCAGCAUGACCGUGUGUUCUACGCUGCUGGGCAUGGGGAUGAUGCCGCUCUGCCUCUUCAUCUACACCCAGACGUGGACGGACUCGGCCAGCAUCGCCAUCCCCUACGACAGCAUCGGCAUCACCCUCGUCUCGCUGGUCGUGCCCGUGGCGUUUGGGAUGUUCGUGCAGUACAAGUGGCCCAAGAAAGCGAAAAUCUUAGUCAAGAUCGGCUCCGUACUCGGGGGCAUCCUCAUCAUCGCCAUCUCCGUGGCCGGGGCGCUGCUCUACCAGGGGGCCUGGGACACCGAACCCGCCAUGUGGAUCAUCGGUUGCAUCUUCCCCAUCAUCGGCUACGUGCUCGGCUUCGGCCUCGCCAAGCUCGUCAACCAGCCCUGGCAGAGGUGCCGCACGAUCGCCAUGGAGACUGGGGCCCAGAACAGCCAGCUGUGCACCACCAUCGUCCAGCUGUCCUUCACUCCCGAGCAGCUCGUGCGCAUGUUCACAUUCCCGCUCAUCUACAGCGCCUUCCAGAUGGCCACCGCUUUCAUCUUCGUGGCGAUCUAUCAGAUUUACAAGCGCAAAUUCAAGAAGACGCCUCCUCUGGCGACGUCAAACGGCACUGCCGGAUUGGAGGCGGACAACAGCGCAUACAACCCAUAUGAGGACGCAGGCAGCUUCGUCAAACAUCGGGAGAUCGCCGGCACUUCUCUGUAGACGCUGCAGGAUGGGGGGGGGGGGGGGGGGG